AUGAGCUCGUUUGGCGCGAAGCGCAAGCCGCGCAUUAUCCAAACACUCGACGACGAAGACGACGAUGCGAGCCUUUUGAUCGGAGGCAGCGAGGGCACUAAAGAUAUUCCCAUAGCGCCGAUCAAAUUCGGACGCAACAAACCUUCUAAAUCCUCGUCUCUCCGGAAAAGCAUCAAUUUCAACGACAAGGACGAAACCCACGCUGGUGAUAGCAGCAUCCUUGGUAGAGAUGUCGGGACAGCUUCUUCGACCAACGAGGACGACGACGGCGCAUCGUCAGUAGCCAUACAGCCAUCGCUCAGCCGUUCCGGCUCUACGAAACAGAAGAAACGGGCGUCCACAUCCCGCCUCUCGUUUGGGCCAAGCGAGCCGGCAAGCACUAUCGAAGGCGACAGCACCAGCGGACAGCCCGAAAUUUCCACGCCCCGGAAGACGCUCAGUCAACGGGCGCUCGAGAACAACGCGCUACGUAAAUCCGCUUCCUCCCAAGGCCUUGCCCUGCGCUUUGGCGCUGAAGAGGAGCGUCCGAGGUACAGCAAAGAGUAUCUCGAAGAACUCCAGAGUUCGACACCCAACACGCCUCAGAACCUAGCGUCGCUACGCGUCGCCGACGACGGCGAUGUUAUGGACCUAGACCCGUCGGAGCUCGACGGGGCUCUGAUCGUGCAGUCGCAAGACGUGACCUGGCGGUCGCCAUCUGGCCAGGCACUCGUGGCACAGCGACCUCCGGCCAACGCAAACAUCCUCACAGAGGCUGAGAUCCGCGAGCGCAAAGAGCGGCGCUUGCGACUAGCCCACGAAGCCGAGUUCAUCUCGCUCGAGGGUGGCUCGGACGAGGAGGAAGAGGGGUCUGGCCGCGUGUCAGUCCGGUUCGAGUCCAAGAAGAAGGCAUCCGAGUCGCGGCUGAUCGCCGAGGAUGAGGAUCUCGGUGAAGGCUACGACGAGUUCGUGUCGGACGGCGGGCUCGCGCUGGGCCGGAAAGCCGAGCGCGAGGCGGAGAAGCGGCACCGGCAAGAGAUGGCGGAACUGAUCGGCGCCGCCGAUGGUGGCUCUGACGCGGAGAGCGACGACAGCGAGGCAGAGCGGCGGGCAGCCUACGAAGCUGCACAGCGACGGGCGGGCUUAGGCGGUCUGCAUAGACUAGACGAUGAAGGCGGCAUGGAUAGCGGCGGUGGCGUCAACAUAAUCCCGCGCAUGAAACCGCUGCCCGAGCUGCAAGAUGUUCUACAGCGUAUGCGCAGUCUUGUGCAGGGCUUGGAGGACGAGGCGGCGAGGAAGCGGGCGAGGAUAGCAGACCUCGAGAAGGAACGGGCAGAAAUUUUAGCCCGUGAGAACGAGGUGCAGGAGGAACUGAACAAGACCAGCGCCAAAUACCAGGCUGUCAUGGGCAGUGCUGCCGCUGCUGGUGAUAUGGCCAAGCUGGUGUCACAGUCGCCGCUGAGGCCAUUACCGCCUGGCAUGGCGGGCGACUUUCCUGUCGAGCGCGGUCUCGAGAGCUUUGGUACUCCAACCAAGAGACCAGACGUGGAGAUGACUUGA
Messenger RNA from Lasiosphaeria miniovina, 1539 nucleotides. RefSeq names its product nineteen complex-related protein 2-domain-containing protein. NCBI's taxonomy places the organism in Eukaryota, Fungi, Ascomycota, Sordariomycetes, Sordariales, Lasiosphaeriaceae. Gene Ontology annotation, biological process: spliceosomal complex disassembly; mRNA splicing, via spliceosome. Gene Ontology annotation, molecular function: DNA binding. The record is from RefSeq and is a predicted model, not a curated record. The transcript is spliced from 2 exons. Gene Ontology annotation, cellular component: U2-type post-mRNA release spliceosomal complex; nucleus. Bases 1 to 1539 code for a protein of 512 amino acids.